UAUCCACGAGCGUGACGAACGGCUUGUUCGAAAAUACAACAAGGAAGUGGACGUUUAUUGUUAGGGGGGGAAAAUAAUCACCGGAUAAAAAACAUCUUGUCGGACCUGGGUGCCGCUGUGCUCUGCUGUUGGGUGCAGGAGGAGGAGGGGGUGAAGUCACCGUGGACUGUUUGGGAUCGUGUCGAGGGAUUCUGCUUUCACCCUGCUAGCUAGCGAUGAACACGGACGUGGAAUUUCACAUCAGGCAGAAUUAUCCGUGGAACAAGCUCCCAGCUAAUGUCAAGCAGAGUUUGGGGAACUCUCAGCGUGAGUAUGAGAAGCAUGUCCUGCUGUACAGCAUCCGCAACCAGCUGCGAUUCCGCAAUAACCUAGUGCGCCACGUGAGGAAGGAUGAGCGCAAGUAUUAUGAGGAGCUCCUGAAGUACAGCCGGGACCACCUGAUGCUGUACCCCUACCACCUGUCUGACAUCAUGGUCAAAGGGCUGCGAGUCACUCCGUUCUCCUAUUACAUAGGAAUCAUGGAGGAUAUUAUGAACAGCGAGAAGAGUUACGACUCCCUGCCCAACUUCACUGCUGCCGACUGUCUGCGGCUGCUCGGCAUCGGGAGAAACCAGUACAUCGACCUUAUGAACCAGUGCAGGUCUUCUAAAAAAUUCUUCCGCAGAAAGUCAGCGAGGGACCUUCUACCAGCCAAACCUGUGGAGAUCUCUGUGGAGCUGUGGUGGGUGGCACAAACAGGCUACAUCACAGAGGACGAUAUCAGGAUCUGUUCUCAAGCAGAGAAGAAAGCCAUCGAUAAGAUGAUCGAUUCUGGACCUCAGCUGUGUGGAUCAAUGGAGUACAAUGUGGUCUUAAGCUUGUACAACCGAGGCUUUAUUUAUUUGGACGUUCCCAUAUCUGAUGACAGCUGCAUUUCAGUGCCCCCGUUGGAAGGCUUCGUCAUGAACCGUGUGCAGGGCGAUUACUUUGAAACGCUUCUUUACAAAAUCUUCGUGUCCAUCGAUGAGCAGACAAAUGUGUCCGAGCUGGCGAACGUGUUGGAGAUUGACUUGGACUUAGUAAAGAAUGCAGUUUCCAUGUACUGUCGCCUCGGCUUCGCUGUAAAGAAAGGUCAGGUGUUGGGCUCUGAGCAGCUCCACCCCACCUGGAAGAAUGCCCCAUCUGUCAACAGGCUCAAGAGCACCAUGGACCCUCAGAAGAUGCUGCUGUCCUGGGAGCAGGGCAGUCCUGUCAUGGAGGGAGGCUCCUCAGCCACAGACACCGACACCACCAGUCUAGAAGAUCAAGCAGACACAGCCAGCGUCAGCAGCCUGAGCAUUCCAGUAGCACCCACCAAGAGGAUCGCCUUCCUCUUUGACUCCACUCUCACAGCCUUCCUGAUGAUGGGCAACCUUUCUCCGAACCUGAAGAGUCAUGCUGUGACCAUGUUUGAGGUGGGGAAGCUGUCUGAUGAGACUCUGGACAGCUUCCUGGCUGAGUUAGAGAAGGUGGAGAGCACAGCAGAGGGCGAGGCCCAGCGUUACUUUGACCACGCUCUGACCCUGAAAAACACCAUCCUUUUCCUGCGCUACAACAAAGAACUGACUCAGGAUCAGGGACCUGAUAUCCCAAAUAUAGGUUUCCCCUUGGACAUGUUGCGGUGUGAGAGCCUGCUUGGUUUGGACCAGGCUACCUGCAGCCGCGUCCUCAACAAGAACUACAAGCUGCUGGUCUCGAUGGCCCCGCUCAGCAACGAGAUCAGACCCAUCAGCAGCUGCACGCCUCAGCACAUCGGCCCGGCCAUCCCUGAGGUGAGCUCCAUCUGGUUCAAGCUUUACCUGUACCAAGUGACCGGCCAAGGCCCGCCCUCUCUGCUGCUCUCCAAAGGCUCCAGGCUUCGCAAACUGCCCGACAUAUUCCAGUUGUACGACCGGUUGCUGAUCACAUCCUGGGGUCAUGACCCCGGAGUCGUCCCAACAUCCAACGUGCUGACCAUGCUCAACGACGCCCUCACACACUCUGCUGUGCUUAUUCAGGGUCAUGGUAUGCAUGGCCAUGGAGAAACAGUUCACAUCCCAUUCCCCUUCGAUGAGGAAGACCUGAAAGGAGAGUUCUCCUACUCCAACAUGUGCUCACACAAGUCCCUGCAGAAGCUGAAGGAGCAGGUAGACCUGAAGCAUCAGUGUGGCUACAUCACCAUGCUCAACUCCAACAACAGGCACCGCCGCCGGGCCAGCGACACGGUUGAGUGCAGAGGGGACACACAUCUGGGUGGAGGCCUGGACACAAACGGCAGCACUGAGUCCUUCGAGCUGGUGACAGAAGAAAACAACGUGGAAGGCAAAGCAAAGACAGACGCACUUUCCUCUGAAGACGAGUGGGUCCCUCUCGAACUGUGCUUCGGCAUGCCUCUCUUCAGCUCCGAGCUCAACCGCAAAGUGUGUCGAAAAAUCGCCACGCAUAAAUUAUGCAGCAGCGAAAGCCUUCAAGAGCUUCUUCACUCGAGCAGAAAGCUAUCGUUGAAGGUGUUGAGCUUCGUUCAGUCAUUCCAGGACGGUAACCAGACCUGUGACAUGGACAGCGGUGUGUCGAACCCUCUCAGUCAGCCCCCCGCCGAGUCCGGUGUCCCUCUGCCCGCCAUCAACCUCCUCUUCAAGGAAGGGCAGCUGAAGGAGUGGAGCGGGCGGGCCCCCCCUCCUCUGGACAUCUCAGCUCUGCAGAAGGAUCAACCCACAUAAACGACAACCCCCCCCCCCCCCCUCCCCCCAACCAACUAAAAACACACAGAUUUUGUCAUGAGGAAAAAAUUCUUAACCAAGGUCCAACACUGCAUCCUCAUAUCUGCUCACGAGGAAACGCUCAUCCAUGUCCGUCAGUAUCAAGUCAUGGGGAGGUCCUCGCCGGCACUUUGUCAUCACUGUUUGAGGAAUCAUCCUCCUGAGAUUAGUUUGAAACCCCUUCCCCUCUGUGGUUUCUUGUAUUCGUGGCACGGCAGUGUUUUUUUUUUUUUUGGAGUGGUGCUAUCAUCACGUUAUAUAACAGUGAUGCAGGUAAACAGCACACCACCUGGUGGAGCGUUUAAGUGGAAGUGCUGUACUUUCCACCUUUCUCCAGCUCCACCUUUCAAUCAUUGGAUGUGUUGUGAUCAUUGAAAGCAGAGUGUAAAGUGGUUGAUAUUGUGUAGAUGUUCUGGAAAAAAAAAUGAUCCACUGAAUAAAAAAAGUGUUGAACAAACUCCUUCAGGAAUCAUUUGACGAUAUGCAUAUAAAGAAGAGUCCAAAUCCAGACCUCCACCCCCCCUUCCUGUGCUGUCUCAUGUUAGGUGAUCUGAUGAUGCAUGAUACUGUUGCAAAAAACAUGCACCAUUAAAAAAAAGUAUUCUCCUCUUCACUCGCAUUCAAUACUGGGAGCAUUUACUAUUUGCACUGCGCAGGAUUUCGUCAGACCUGUGGAUGAAGUCGAUUUCAUGUUUUAUUUGUAUCAGUUGGUUCCGGUAAUAUUCCCGCGCACAUUAUUUCAGAGCUGUUUGCCACUAAAACGGUUUCCUUUUGGGAUCUCAGACAUGUGAGGAAAAAAGUGGGAAUCAAAUAAACUGCUGUUUUUUUAUUUCAAUGUUUUUUUUCUCAGUUAAAGAGAACACCAAAGACCAUUUUCUUCUUAUGUCUAAUGUUUUUUUUUUUUUUUGAAUGUGUUUUACUUUAAUUUAGUUGCCUUAUGACUCUCAGCCAAUCAUAAACUGACAGGUCUUUGAUCAAAGCUCUAGAUUUGAUUUUCAUAUGUUUUUUUUUUAAAUGAUGUUUUUGCAUUUCAGUAAGUGUAUUUAACCAGUGAAAGCAACAACAUUGGCUCACAAGCAUCCAACUAUCAGCCCUUUUAAAGAAUAUAAGGAGAUUAUCUGAGUGUACCUAACAGCAGAGAAUGGGAACAGUCAUGUCUGUGUGUUUGACCGGGCCUGCUGCCACUGUUGUCUGCUGCCAGUGUCUCCCCCUGGAUCCACUCCAGUUUGUGUGCAGUGCUUUGUGGUGCACUCUCUUCCAGCUCGCCCCACUCUCCCAGGGAUACUGUUUACACCCUGUAGUAAAAAAAAAAAAAAAAAAGGAGGUCUAGAGUCCAAGGAGAGGAAGGCAGCUUCGAUGUGAAGGCUGUCUCAGACCCGUGGGACAGAGAUGCUUAUGCUUUACCCAGCCUCUCAGAACGAUGCUGGCCCAUAAAGCGAUGUGUGGCUCCAAAAUUACUUUUCAUGCAUUUAAAGUGAGAACCCAUUCUGUGAUUUUUUUUGUCUUCAUUUUUGGAAUCAGCCUUGUGCAGUUUUUGACCCACUUGUGGUUGUUUCUAAAGAAGUGACUCUGAAAUGCACAAAAAAA
Messenger RNA from Labrus bergylta (ballan wrasse), 4343 nucleotides. It is a transcript of the gene fam91a1, whose product is annotated as family with sequence similarity 91 member A1. Gene Ontology annotation, cellular component: cytoplasmic vesicle; trans-Golgi network. The record is from RefSeq and is a predicted model, not a curated record. Gene Ontology annotation, biological process: intracellular protein transport. NCBI's taxonomy places the organism in Eukaryota, Metazoa, Chordata, Actinopteri, Labriformes, Labridae.